CAAGGCUCAAGCGGCCUGACCGAACCGAUAUCGCCAUGUGGAAGUCCAUCCUCACCUUUGCAGCCCUCGUGGCAAACGCUGCGAACGCUGCGAGCAGCGCCGCUUCCACUUGCGACAGCUACGAAGAGGCGACCUUGUUGCAGCUGCCGCCGCUCUCACCCGAUGAACAGGAUGAAAAGGAGACCACGGAGAGGAUUGAGGAGGAACACAAAAGGACUCUGGCAGCGGAGACGGCAUCGGAGACCGGAGAGGCGACCGUGGACGGCGACUCCGCCGAUGCCACGGUGUCAACGGCGUCCAUGACGUCCGGCAAUCGGCCCAAAUGUGUAAAGGACGGAAAGUAUGGCAUCAUUGUGGUGGACAUGCAGAACGACUUUGUAGAGGCCGAUGGUUCUCUGCCGGUGGCAGGAGCGGAAGAAAUAAUUCCCACCAUCAACAAGUUGGUCAAUGAGUUGGAAUGGGACUUUACAACUUUCACGGAGGACUUUCACCCUCGGGACCAUAUCUCCUUUGCUGUCAAUAGUCCUUUGAAGAAGGAACCCUUUGACUUUGUGACCUUGAGCUACGACCAAUCUCUGAAGAUCUGCGGCACAGAGUAUGAAAGCAUCUAUGGGCCCAUGGCGGCAGGCGACUGCAGUGAAAAGAUCACGCUGGCAUCGUUUGAGCAAC
Messenger RNA from Cladocopium goreaui, 669 nucleotides. NCBI's taxonomy places the organism in Eukaryota, Dinophyceae, Suessiales, Symbiodiniaceae. The record is from the annotation of a GenBank genome assembly.